Penicillium odoratum is the source of this 1257-nucleotide messenger RNA. RefSeq names its product NAD(+) diphosphatase. Gene Ontology annotation, cellular component: cytosol. Gene Ontology annotation, molecular function: metal ion binding; NADH pyrophosphatase activity. The coding region runs from base 1 to 1257 and encodes 418 amino acids. Gene Ontology annotation, biological process: NAD+ catabolic process; NADP+ catabolic process. The transcript has 3 exons. The record is from RefSeq and is a predicted model, not a curated record. NCBI's taxonomy places the organism in Eukaryota, Fungi, Ascomycota, Eurotiomycetes, Eurotiales, Aspergillaceae.
AUGAGCGCAACCUCUCAAAUUCCGGUCCCAGCCCAUACGCUCGCGGAAUCCAUGCUAUCACGGCGCUUCGGCCGGGAAACUGCGAACUAUUUCUCCAGUUCCCCAAUAAACAGGCUAUCGUUUCUGCGCGAUAACCAUCCAUUCCUUUCGACGGCCCUGAAGCACCCGUCUACGCAAUUCGUUGUGCUGAACAACCUCGCCCCGCUCACUCGCUCCCCGGCUGAGCUGUACUAUGCCAAAUAUGAGGAACUACGCAAGCUUAUCCCCCAGGAUAUAUUUGAUCUUUCUGAAGAAGAUACGAUCAAGUCAUUUGACUCGCGAAAAACUCGGCCGAUCUUGAUCUUCCUUGGUCUGGACGAGAGCCGCAAGGAGAACGGCUUCGCUCACAAAAUCUACUCUGGAACCCCAUGCUUCGCUGUCGAUGUUACCCCCAGAGGAUGCGAGGCCCAGCAAGCCGCUGCCAAAGACAUCAUUAGUGAAAUGGAAGCAAAAGGCCUUUCAUUCUUCCAGACUAGAAUCGUUACGACCUUUACUCCGGACGAAGCCGCUGUUUACGCCCAAGCCCGUGCUUUGACAGACUGGAAUAACCGCAACACUUUCUGUGGCACCUGUGGCAAUCCCACUCUCUCCGUGAACGCAGGAACCAAGCGCACCUGCCCACCUACAGACGCCGCCCGCAUCGCCGCAGGCCAGUCCGAAGAGCGUCCUGCCUGCACGACCCGCACAACCCUAUCAAACCUGUGCUUCCCCCGCACAGACCCAACAAUCAUUGUAGCUGUCGUCUCCGCCGAUGGCAAGCGUGUUCUCCUUGGCCGCUCUAAGCGUUUCCCACCAAACUGGUACUCGACUCUGGCGGGUUUCAUCGAGCCAGCGGAGUCUAUUGAGGAUGCCGUGCGCCGUGAGGUGUGGGAAGAGGCUGGUGUGACUCUCUCGCGGGUUGUCAUUCAUUCUUCGCAGCCCUGGCCGUAUCCUGCGAACUUGAUGAUUGGUGCCAUUGCGCAGGUGGCUGAUCCGGCCCACGAGAAGAUUAAUCUGGAGCAUGAUCCUGAGCUUGAGGAUGCGAAGUGGUUCGAUAUUGAGGAGGUGGAGGAGGCAUUACGUAUUGGGGUGAGUGAUUUGAGUGUUGGAGCUGGACCUGGGCCGGAGUAUAAGGGUGGUUUGAGACUGCCGCCACCGACAGCGAUUGCGAAUAAGUUGAUUCAGGCGGCGAUCAGCAAGGACUAUUUCCCUCAUGAUGAGAAGGCUUCUAAGAUGUGA